AUGGCCUCAAUCGACAAUUUAAGACUUUCUGCGCGAUCACCAACUGUCUUGGACAUUCAUAACGAUGAACCACGCAAGAUAUCUCAUCUCCCUCGGCCCACAGGGCCACCCACGCCGUUGAAGGAGAAUUUCAAUCAGUCAAUUCGGUCGCGGUACGGCUGGACUGACAAACCGGCGAAUAUGAGGAGCCGGUCUCCCGUACGGGAUGCUCUUACGGAUGUGCAAGCUUCGGCUAUGGAGACUACUCCCCCUGGGACAUUUGCUGAUAGCCCGGUAUUUGUGGCUGGCAACGAGAAUCCUACUUCAAAGCCCGCAAAGAACGACAUGCCGCGACCCCGAGCGGUCUCACCCACUGCCUCUCCUACAGCCUCUCGACCAGGAUCACCAAACAAGACACCCUUCAGGCCACCUGGCAGGCUGUCUCCCACCAAGGACAUGACGACGUUACCGCCAGCUAUGUCCCCUGGCGAGAUUUAUACACCGCCCAAGGCUUUCGUCAAAGGCCAACGCUCGCGAAUUGCUAAGCCUCUGCGGGAGCCUAGAAGGUCCGCCAGUUCCGCCUUCGAUUUUCAGACCAAGGAGCCCAAUGCAGCGCCGCCGUCGAAAUAUACGUCCCAAACUGUGAAAGUCAAACCUACAUACACACAGAGAUCGGUAAAGUCGCCCACUCUAACGUCGAAGGCAUCUCUGUCCUCUCUGUUCAGAGAACCUACAUCCUCGGCGAAACCCAGUAGCAAGGUUGCACUCUCAGGUGCCGGGUCUUCGGGAGCCCUGCUAAAGCCGAGAUCGAGAGGUGAAAAUACCCUCGCUCCCUCAACACCACCCAGAGCAAAUUCCAAGGCGAAGAGGGUUACUGUACCGCACCAAGGUCCAGCCGUCGUCACAUCGGAAGGAUCGCAGACAGAUACUCCGCCAAAGUCUUCAGCCGCUCUCCGAGAGACCAUUGCAAAAGCCAAAGCAGCGAGGCGGAAGGCUCGAGAGAGUGCAGGUCCCGCCGAUGUAUCGUCCCAGGGACCCUCCAGUUGGCCAACCGAUAUCGUUGAGGAUGAGUUGUCUUACGGUGGCGAUAACCAUGGCCUAUUACGCAAGCGCAUACAGCAGGCCACAGGUUCUGGCUACCUCAACAUCGCAGCAAUGAACUUGCAGACAAUACCCACAGAGGUCAUGCACAUGUACGACCCAGAGCACCUUACGACAAGUUGGGCAGACCUGGUGGACCUAUCUAAGCUGAAUGUGGCUGAUAACGACCUUGAGGAGUUGAACGAAGAUAUGUUUCCUGACAUGACGAGGGAUGAUGAGGAGAUGAACCACCAAUUUCUUGGGUUAGAGGUUCUCGAUCUACACAGAAACCGUCUGACGCGACUCCCGCAAGGCUUGUCCAUGCUGGAACGACUUCACACCCUGAACUUGAGCGGCAACAAGCUCACCAACGAUAUCCUCGAUAUUAUCAGCCAGAUACCCCAGCUACAAGAGCUCUCUCUUGCUGACAAUUCCAUUGAAGGCCAACUGGACCUCAAGCGAGCUGAGAACCUUGAGGUCCUUGAUCUUCACGGCAAUGCAGUGAGCAGCUUUGGUGCAGAGGCACUUCUCAAGCUCAAGCAGUUAAGAAUUCUGAAUCUUGCGGGCAACAAACUAUCAUCCUUGGAUUGGCUGCUGCUCUCGACGUCUACACUGACAGAAUUGAAUAUCUCCAAGAAUCGUUUCUCUGGCGUCCUCUUCCCCACUGGUGGUCUAAGUUUCAAGGAGCUUCGGAGUUUCGACGCAUCAUACAACGCACUCGAGAGCUUAACUGCCAGCAACGAUGAAGCUGGAACAUUAUUCUUCAACAUUCGAACUCUCAACUUGACUGGCAAUAAGAUGACCAGCUUACCUUCUCUCCGAAGUCUCAAAGACUUACUUGCCCUCGAGCUCGCAGACAACAAGCUAUCAGAGAUACCUACAGACCUCGCACAGCUCCAGAGCUUAAAGAGUGCAAACUUUGCGAACAAUGAUAUCCGACUGAUCCCUGCGGAACUCGCCACAAUGGCCAACCUGACGAGCAUCAACCUCGUGGGUAAUCCGCUCAGGGAGAAAAAGUAUCUCACGAUGGGGACAACCGACCUCAAACUGGAUCUCGAGAAGAAAUUGGAUCCAACCGAGGCCGACGACGUCCCUACAGAGACCGGCCUUGCCAGUGCUAUUUCUAAUAGCCAAUACCGCUACACUCCGUCGAACGGCACCCUCGACCUCUCGUCUCAAACACUAUCCACAAUCCCCAUGGACUUGAUCGACCUCUCCUCCGAAAUCCAUACUCUCAAACUCUCAAACAACGAGCUCACGUCCUUUCCCACAGAGCUCCUCUCGCACCCUUCACUGAAAUAUUCCCUCCAAUCCUUCGACCUGUCACACAACCCUCAACUCCACCCAACAGAUUACCUCACCUGCGAGCUUUUCAUGCCCUACCUCAAGUCUCUAUAUAUUGUCUCUACGGGACUGACGAGCCUAGACGCCUUGACAACGCACCUGAGAGCCCCAGAGCUCAAGGAGAUCAACAUCUCAUGCCACAAACUAGCGGGCCACGUGCCGUGGGUAAGGGCGUGGUGGCCGAAGGUCACAACCCUUCUGGCAACAGACAACUGGUUCAACUCCGUUGAUGUCGAAGGCGUCCGUGGCCUCGAUGUCCUCGACAUCCGGAACAAUGAGAUCGAAGCCCUGCCUGCGAAGAUUGGCCUGCUGGGUAAUCUUCCCGGCACCAAGGACAAGAUCCCCGGAAGGCUGCGCGUCCUGGAGGUCAGCGGCAAUAGAUUCCGCGUUCCAAGGCUGGUGGUUGUGGAAAAGGGCACCGAGGCCGUCUUGAAGGAUCUAAGGAGGAUGGUCAAGGCCGAGGAAGUGACGGACGAGUGGAGGGAUGUGUUGUGA
This is a messenger RNA of Cladophialophora yegresii CBS 114405, 2898 nucleotides long. RefSeq lists its product as uncharacterized. Lineage: Eukaryota; Fungi; Ascomycota; Eurotiomycetes; Chaetothyriales; Herpotrichiellaceae. The transcript has a single exon. The record is from RefSeq and is a predicted model, not a curated record. Bases 1 to 2898 code for a protein of 965 amino acids. Gene Ontology annotation, molecular function: protein binding.